This is a messenger RNA of Didymodactylos carnosus, 552 nucleotides long. NCBI's taxonomy places the organism in Eukaryota, Metazoa, Rotifera, Eurotatoria, Philodinida, Philodinidae. The record is from the annotation of a GenBank genome assembly.
AUGGAAAAAAGCCAUUUAGCUCAACAAAAUUCGUUUAUAUUUAGAAUAUUACCGACACGAAAAAGUAGAAUCUUACAUUUAUAUACACGAUUAAAACAAAUUACAAAAAUUCAUCCAAAAAUUAUAAACGGUGAUAUGGCUGAUGCAACAGAUGCUGUUCCUCCAUCGUCGAAAGGUACCAAACGAGAAGCAGAAGAAGACAGUCCUACAAAAUUAAAGUCAUUGAAAGCAUCACAGCAUGCCGUAGUGAAAAAUGGUGAGUCUGGUGAAAAAACGACGAAAAAUGGCAAUGUGAAUCCAAACGAAGAUGACGAAGAAGAGGUUGUUGGACGCGAGGAAAAUGGCUCGGAGGAUGAGGAAGAUGAUGAAGAAUAUGAAGGGGAGGAAGAUGAAGAGGAGGAUGACGGUGAAGAAGAUUCAAGACAAGAGCAAGCACAACAAGUUGUAAGAUCUGCUAGAGGACGAGGAGCUGCAAAUGAAGAACAAGAAGCUGGAGGGUCUGGAGAAGAUGAGCCAAGUGGGGAAGAAGAUGAGGAUGAUGAAGAAGUAUAA